AUGUCUGAGAGAGGUCGUGGGAAAGCACGAGGACGUGCUGGUAGAGGUGCAGACGGUAGUGGGCAACAACCGAGGCGACCCGGGCAGCAGCCACAGCCUCAAGCUGGGCCCCCACAAUAUCAACCAGGCCCUCCACAACAUCAACCAGGGCCUUCACAACAUCAACCUGGACCCCCGCGUCCUCGACCCCAACCACCAUCAGCUUGGGGCGCUCCGUCUGCAGCUCCUGCUGUUAGGGCGGGUAUGCCUACACCAGCUGCUGGUAGGGCUUCCCACCGGACUACUACAUCAACACAUGAUCACCCAGGAGAUGUUGAUAUUCAACAAAGAAUGACAACUAUGACUAUUAAUCAACCACAGGCAGGAGGCGCAGAGGCUGGAUCAACAGUUGUAGGCCGUGGUUCGCGUAGAGGAGGUGGCAGAGUCUUACCAGAACAAAUAACAGUUUUGCGCACCCGUCCUGAAUCCAUUACUUCCAAAAAAGGUAAAACUGGCACUCCAUUGGAUUUGUGUGCCAAUUACUUCAAUGUAGAGACAACUCCCAACUGGUCUCUAUAUCAGUAUCACGUCGAUAUUCAACCUGAAGAGGAUAGUACUGGUGUCCGUAAGGCUUUGCUGCGUGUUCACCAGAAAACACUAGGAGGGUACUUAUUUGAUGGUACUGUGCUAUACACUGUAAAUAGAUUACACCCAGAUCCCUUGGAACUCUACUCAGAUCGCCACACUGAUAAUGAACGCAUGCGUUUGCUUAUCAAGCUCACCUGCCAAGUUAGUCCAGGAGACUAUCAUUAUAUUCAAAUAUUCAAUAUCAUUAUAAGAAAAUGCUUCAGCAUCCUGAAGCUUCAAUUACUUAACAGAGAUUUUUUUGAUCCAGAUGCAAAAAUUGAUAUUCCGGAGUUCAAACUACAAAUCUGGCCAGGCUAUAAAACCUCUAUCAAUCAAUAUGAGGAUAAACUUCUUUUAGUAACUGAAAUUACGCACAAGAUUCUGCGAAUGGAUACAGUCUGGCAAUUGUUAAAGGGCCUCAUACAUACUAAAGGGAACCAAUUUAAAAAAGACUUUUUGGAAGCAAUUGUUGGAAAGAUUGUUAUGACUGAUUACAAUAAGAAGACAUACAGAGUUGAUGAUGUUACAUUUGACGAGUCACCUAAAUCCACUUUCCGUAUGAAAGAUCAAAAUAUUUCAUACAUAGACUACUAUUAUAAGAAAUACAAUAUAAGAAUCCAAGAUCAUAGUCAGCCUCUGUUGAUAUCCCGUUCUAAGCCCCGCGACAUUCGCGCCGGCAUGCCGGAAUUAGUGUACCUUGUGCCGGAACUGUGCCGUCAGACAGGGCUGACCGACGAAAUGCUUGCGAACUUCAACCUCAUGCGUGCACUCUCUGUGCACACUAAAAUAGGACCCGAUAUGAGGAUUCAAAAACUGCUCAAUUUUAACCGUCGCUUCACACAGAACAAAGAAGUGGUGGCGGAACUUGGCACAUGGUCACUGAAACUAUCAAAUGAUUUGGUCCGCUUUAAAGGGCGCCAACUACCUCCGGAACAAAUUAUUCAGGGUGGGAACAUAAAAUAUUCCGCCGGCAAUACCUUAGAUGGCUGGACAAGGGACAUGAGAUCAAAGAAUUUACUUAAUUUGGCCAAUGUACCUUCGUGGGUCGUCAUAACUCCCGAAUUUCAACGUAGAAAUGCAGAACCUUUUGUGGAGUUAAUCAUGAAGACAGGCAGUGGAGUUGGCUUCAGAAUGCCUAGGCCUGAAAUUGUUACGAUACAGCGAGAAACUGCAAUGGAUUAUGCGAAUAUGUGCGAAAAUGUAAUCGCCAAGAGGAAUCCUGCUAUGAUACUUUGUGUUUUGACCCGCAACAGUGCUGACAGAUAUGAAGCCAUCAAGAAAAAGUGUACUGUAGAUAGGGCAGUGCCCACACAAGUAGUGUGUUCGCGAAACAUGACUAGCAAGUCGGCCAUGUCCAUUGCCACUAAAGUGGCCAUUCAGAUUAAUUGCAAGCUUGGCGGUGCGCCUUGGGCGGUGGAAAUUCCGCUACCCACGUUGAUGGUGGUGGGCUACGACGUGUGCCACGACACACGUUCCAAGGAAAAGAGUUUUGGUGCCUUCGUUGCCACGCUCGACCGCCCCAUGACGCACUACUACUCCAGCGUCAACGCGCACACCUCAGGCGAGGAGCUCAGUGCGCACAUGGGCUUCAACAUGUCGUGCGCUGUACGCAAAUACCGCGAGAAGAAUGGAGUGCUACCAACACGAAUUUUCAUCUAUCGCGAUGGUGUUGGUGAUGGGCAAAUCCCAUAUGUAAAGAGUCAUGAGGUGGCAGAGAUUAAAAAGAAUCUCGACGAGGUAUAUGGUGCAGAGGAGUACAGGAUGGCGUUCAUCAUAGUAUCAAAGAGGAUCAACACCCGCGUGUUUAUCGACACCGGCCGCUCCGGCGAGAACCCGCGCCCCGGCACUGUCAUCGAUGAUGUUAUCACGCUGCCAGAACGAUAUGACUUCUAUCUGGUAUCCCAGAAUGUCCGCGAAGGAACUAUUGCUCCCACUUCAUACAACGUGAUUGAAGAUAAUACUGGCUUGGACCCUGACCGUAUUCAACGCCUGACGUACAAGCUGACGCACAUGUACUUUAACUGCUCGACGCAAGUGCGCGUGCCCUCGGUGUGCCAGUACGCGCACAAGCUGGCCUUCCUCGCCGCCAACAGCCUGCACAACCAGCCCCACUACUCGCUCAAUGAGACUUUGUACUUCCUA
Molecule: messenger RNA, 2748 nt
Organism: Brenthis ino (lesser marbled fritillary)
Lineage: Eukaryota; Metazoa; Arthropoda; Insecta; Lepidoptera; Nymphalidae
Source: the annotation of a GenBank genome assembly